Messenger RNA from Exophiala spinifera, 1743 nucleotides. RefSeq lists its product as uncharacterized. Gene Ontology annotation, cellular component: plasma membrane. Gene Ontology annotation, biological process: nucleobase transport; transmembrane transport. Gene Ontology annotation, molecular function: nucleobase transmembrane transporter activity. The coding region runs from base 1 to 1743 and encodes 580 amino acids. NCBI's taxonomy places the organism in Eukaryota, Fungi, Ascomycota, Eurotiomycetes, Chaetothyriales, Herpotrichiellaceae. The transcript has 7 exons. The record is from RefSeq and is a predicted model, not a curated record.
AUGAAGAAGAUCUCGAAUGUUCGGGUUCGAAUUCCCCAGACCACCAAGGAGUGGAAAGAAGCUAUUGAUACUGGGACCACGAACGACCCUUCAUCACAAUGGCUAAACAAAGACCUGGCUCCUACUCCUCUACAAUCACGAACAUGGUCUUGGAUAUCACUAUCAAGCUAUUGGUGGGGCAAUGCCUUCAACUCGUCCCAGUGGUCCAACGGGUCCAGUCUCAUCUCAGUCGGCCUCAACUGGUGGCAGGCUCUUAUCGCAUGCAUGAUGGCCAACCUCAUCUCGUCGACCGUUGCACUAGCCCUGGGACGCCCUGGAGCAAGAUAUCAUAUUGGAUACCCCGUCCUGGCAAGGAGUGUCUUUGGGAUGUACGGGCACUAUUUCUUUGUCUGGGUCCGCGCUGUGGUAGCCAUCAUUUGGUUUGGUGUCCAGACAUGGUUCGGUUCGCAGCACUUGAGCAUCAUUUUCCGAUGCAUCUUCGGCAGCUCGUGGGAGAAUAUGGCAAACCAUCUCCCUGCGAGCGCCGGUAUCACCUCUAAGGAACUCCUCGCGUUCUUCCUGUUCUGGAUGAUCGAGCUACCCUUUCAAGCGGUUCACCCCAUAAAGAUCAAGUACUUGUUUGCUGCUGAAUCUAUCUUCUGUCCUCUUGCGUGUAUUGGUACUUUCGCCUGGUGCGUCAGCUAUGGUGGUGGGAUUCACACCAACACUCUGGGUGCAAAGCACGUCCACGGCGGUGCUCUGGGCUGGGCGAUGCUCACCGGAAUCAACAGCUGCCUGGGUGUGACCUCUGCCCUCCUAGUGAAUCAACCUGAUCUGACUCGGUACACGCGCCGACCCAAGGACGCCGGCUGGAGACAGGCGUCUUCCAUCUGGGCCAGCAAAACCUUAAUCUUCUUCUUCGGGAUUGGUGCUACAGCCGCAGUUCAGGGCAAAUUCGGCGAAGCGUAUUGGAACCAGUGGGACCUGCUCAAUGCCAUCCUUGACCGUUUCUGGGGCCCCGCAGCAAGGGCAGGCUGCUUUUUCGCCGCCAUGGGCUUCGCAUUAUCCGUGUUGGGCGUCAACAUUGGAUGCAAUGCCAUUCCAUUCGGAGCCGACGUGACGGGUUUAUUUCCAAAGUACUUCACCAUUGUCCGAGGUCAGCUAUUCUGUGGCGUUAUCUCACUUGCAGUUGUCCCGUGGAAACUUUUGACCUCCGGAUCUGGAUUCAUCACCUUCCUGGGAAGUUACAAUAUCUUCAUCGCUCCCAUUUGUGCGAUUAUAAUGAUUGACUACUUCUUUAUCAAACGUGGCAAUAUUCACACACCAUCACUCUUCGACCCAUCGCGUGGGUCGUUGUACUACUAUACAAAGGGUUGGAACCUGCAGGCUUUGGCAUGCUGGGUCUGCGCCGCUGUAUUUGGCAUCCCGGGCCUCGUGGGAGCGUAUCAUCCGACCUGGGUGGCUGCUGCUGCAACCCACAUGUAUCAAACUGGAUGGGUGCUGUGUUUCGCCGCUGCAGCCACGUUUUACUAUUGCAGCAAUCGGGUGCUGCCGCCGAAAGUGUUUCCCGCCGGUCAUGAGGAUACACCGAAGAGCUUUGAACGACUCGCAGAGACAGAGGGGUAUUUUGAAGACGAGGACUUGAUCGAGUGUGGACAUGGAGAUCAAGUGGCGCAUGGACAAGACCCGCAAGAUCCAGACCAGUCGUCGCAGUCGACGAGCGUCGUGGCUAUCAAUAAUGUCUUAGGAAUGGAGAAGGUCUAA